This is a messenger RNA of Fusarium tjaetaba, 1473 nucleotides long. RefSeq names its product aminopeptidase Y precursor vacuolar. The transcript is spliced from 4 exons. Gene Ontology annotation, molecular function: metalloexopeptidase activity. The record is from RefSeq and is a predicted model, not a curated record. NCBI's taxonomy places the organism in Eukaryota, Fungi, Ascomycota, Sordariomycetes, Hypocreales, Nectriaceae. Bases 1 to 1473 code for a protein of 490 amino acids. Gene Ontology annotation, biological process: proteolysis.
AUGAAGUUUCUUAAUACUUUGCUCUACGGAGCUCUCCUCUUUUCCGAGGUGUCGGCUACCAAAAAACUGACUCCCAGUCAAGUUGAGGGUGACAUUAAAAAGUCCAAUCUUCGCAAGACUCUUGAAGACCUCAACACCAUCGCCAAGAAGAACGGUGGUAACCGUGCCUUUGGCUUCCCCGGCUACAAGGCCUCUGUCGACUACAUCUCCAAGCAGCUCAAGGGCCAAUACGGAAAGCAUCUCAACACUUACAUCCAGCCCUUCAACUACACCUUCGAGCAGACCAAAGAUAUCUGGGUCCGAGGCCCCGAUGGUGAGGACGUCUAUGUCAUCACCCUCAUCUACAACGUCGGCACACCUCCCGAUGGUGUCACUGCCCCUCUUGUUCUCGUUCCAAUUGAUGAUGAGCGCGGAUCUGGUUGCUUCGCGGACCAAUGGGAGGAUGUUGAUGCUAAGGAUAAACUCGCUCUUGUUAAGCGCGGCUCGUGUGCUAUCUCGGACAAGCUCAAGCUCGCAAAGCAGGCCGGCGCUCUUGGUGUUCUCCUUGUCAACAACCAACCUGGCGAGGGCAUUACUAGUGCGACUCUUAGUGCUGAGAACCUUGAGCUCAUCGUCCCUGUUGGUGUGAUUCCUCUUGAAGUUGGAACUGAUUGGAGAGCACGUAUUGAGGAUGGUGAGACGCUCGAGGUCACUUUGCUGGUGGACUCUUUCUAUGAGACCCGUGAGACCUGGAACAUCAUCGCGGAGACUAAGCAGGGUGACCCCAACAACGUUGUCAUGAUGGGUGCUCAUCUUGACAGUGUCCAAGCUGGUCCCGGUAUCAAUGAUGAUGGUAGUGGAGCUGCGGGUAUUCUUGAGAUUGCAAAGUCUUUCACCAAGUACACUGGCUACAAGAACAAGGUCCGCUUUGCUUGGUGGGGUGCUGAAGAGAGUGGCCUUGCGGGAUCAUACUACUACGGCGAGCAACUCACCGAGGAGGAAGCUGACAGCAUCCGAUUCUACUUCAACUACGACAUGAUCGGUUCUCCUAAUCCCAAGUACUGGGUCCAGGCUAGCAAGCCCGCUGACCGAGUUGGAGGAGAUAUCCUGGCUGCUUGGCUCCGCAAGAAGGGCAAGACCAUUGAGUGGGAGGAGUUUGGUGAAAACUCCGACUACGCCGCCUUCGUCGAACUCGGCAUUCCCUCGUCCGGAAUCUUCACCGGCGCUGAUGCUGAGACUGAUCCUUGCUACCACUUGGAAUGCGACACCAUCGACAACAUCCACUGGGGUGCUUUGACCCUCAACACCAAGGCUGCUGGCCGUGCUGCUGCCCAGUUCGCUCUUAGCCUCAAAGGCGUUCCUGCACGAGACAAGACCUCUGCUAACCCCAAGAGCAAGCGAGCUGUUGCGGCGCGCUUUGAGCAGUGGCAGAAGAAGAAGACUCUUGCUAGCAAUGCGCAUAAGUGCAACCAUAAGACCAAGGUUGUCGUCUAA